AUGACCUUCCUAGCCCCCAUCCGUCAAAGGGCCCAUCUCCUUGUCAUAACAAUCAAAGCAAAGCUCCUCCGAGCCCUAAUACUCACCUAUGCCCACCUGAGACCACACCAGAAGCCCACCCCCGACAUCGUCGAAUACAUCCCAGCAACCUCCAACACAACAAAAACCAGCAAAGACCGAACCCGCAAAAUCAAAACCUACAUCUACCUCCCUCCAAAGCAGACGCCCUCGUCUUCCUCCUCAACACCAACACCAACACCAACACCAGAUCCCUCCCCCUCCCCCGUCCUCAUAACAGCCUGCGGCUCCGGCUUCAUAAUCCCAGGCCUCGGCCUCGACGACCCCUACUGCCACACGAUCGCCACCAAAACCUCGCACGUCGUAAUAGACAUCGACUACCGCGUCGCGCCCGAGAACCCCUUCCCCAGCGCCAUCAACGACGUAAUCAGCGUCGUGAACUGGGUGCUCUCGCAGCCGGCGCGGUUCGACAAGUCCCGCAUCUCGAUCGGCGGCUUCAGUGCCGGAGGGAACAUUGCUGCUAGCGUUGCGGCGAAUUAUUUCCCGCCCGGGACUUUUGCGGCUCUUGUGGGGUUUUAUCCUGUUGUUGAUGCGUCCCAUAAGCCGGGAGAGAAGGUUCCUGUUCUUCCUGUUGAGGGAUGGAGGGAUGCGAAUGGGAAGGGCAAGGGCAAGGGCAAGGGGAAGGACGGUGGGAGCCAGACGCCGAAGCCGCCAUUGGGUGGGAUGGGGUCUGUGCCGGAUGGGCUUAUGGUGUUUAUGAGGGACUGUUAUCUGGCUGGGGAUGUGAGUGAGGGGCUGGUAAAAGACCCGAGGGUGUCGCCGGUGUAUGCGGAAAAGGAAAGGUUUCCGUGCAGGGUUUGUUUUGUGACGUGUGAGUAUGAUGUGCUUGCGCGGGAGGCGGAGGAGCUGGCGGAGAGGAUUAAGGAGCGGAGGGAGGUUGUUGUGCAUCGCGUCAAGGGGUGUGGGCAUGCGUUUGAUAAGAAUUGUAAGCCCGGGAGCGAGAGAGAGAAGGUGAGAGAUCAGGUUUAUGAUAUUGUUGCGGAAUUUUUGAGGGGAGACGAGUAG
Molecule: messenger RNA, 1083 nt
Organism: Aspergillus puulaauensis
Lineage: Eukaryota; Fungi; Ascomycota; Eurotiomycetes; Eurotiales; Aspergillaceae
Exons: 1
Coding region: 1-1083 (360 amino acids)
Molecular function (GO): hydrolase activity
Source: RefSeq, a predicted model, not a curated record